This is a messenger RNA of Brienomyrus brachyistius, 1365 nucleotides long. RefSeq names its product coiled-coil domain containing 124 (gene ccdc124). Gene Ontology annotation, cellular component: nucleus. Gene Ontology annotation, biological process: transcription by RNA polymerase II. Gene Ontology annotation, molecular function: transcription coactivator activity. Lineage: Eukaryota; Metazoa; Chordata; Actinopteri; Osteoglossiformes; Mormyridae. Bases 129 to 791 code for a protein of 220 amino acids. The record is from RefSeq and is a predicted model, not a curated record. The transcript is spliced from 5 exons.
UAAAGCCGUGAGCAAAAGGAAGCGCAGGAUAACUGCUAACGGGCCGCCUUCGGCCGGGAGCAGGGGCCCUUCGUGACGGAAACGGAAGUAAAAAAGUAGCAACGAGGACCCCGGGGACCCGUGGAGGAAUGCCGAAGAAGUUCCAGGGAGAGAACUCGAAGUCGGCCACGGCCCGGGCUCGCAAGGCGGAGGCGAAGGCGGUCGCGGACGCCCGCAAGAAGCAGGAGGAGGAAGAUGCGCUGUGGCAGGAAAACGAUAAGCAUGUGCUGAAGAAGGAGCAGCGCAGGGAUGACAGGGAGAAGAGGCGCCUGGAAGCCCAGGAGCGAAAAAAGGAGAACCAGCGACUUUUUGAGGAGGAGGAAGCUAAGAUAAAGGGCAAGGUGGUCAGAGAGGGCAAGGGAGGCAAAGUCACCCGGGCACAGAUUGAGGAAACCCUGCUCAACGAACAGCAGCAGCAGCAGCAGCAAGUGGCCAAGGAGAAAGAAAAAACCCACCUUGAGCAGCCGCUGGAGCUGAACGUGAAUCGCAUAGACCCUGAGGAAGGCAUGAUUGAAGCUAGAACCAUCGAGGAUGCCAUCGCGGCCCUCAGUACCGCAGAGGACCUGGACCGUCACCCGGAGCGGCGCAUGAGGGCAGCAUUUGCCGCAUUUGAGGAGCUGCAUAUGAGCCGCCUGAAGAAAGAGAACCCCAACAUGCGGCUGUCACAACUCAAGCAGCUGUUGAAGAAGGAGUGGGCCAAGUCGCCGGAGAACCCCCUUAACCAGCGCUUCUCCUCUUACAACACCAAGUAAAGAGAGAAACACAGGCUUGCAUCCCUGAGGGAGCCGCCAGCUGUGUGUGUCAUUUUGAGUCAUGAAACUAAAUUUUCCCAGUAGAAGCCAGCUGGGGCUGCGGCAUCCCGAAGCGGAACCGAAGCCCCCUUAGUUUCCUGAAAAGCAAAGCGCCAAAGUGCUGAUCACACAGUGGCCUGGCUUUGCGUCCCAUUUUAGUUUGUGCCUCCAUAGAAUCCCCCCCUUGCACGUCAUGCACCCCGUCCUGCUGCGGUUUGAGGUUGCGAGUUACCGAAUGCCAACGAUGCCUGCGGAUGUGUGAUCUCUAGGCCAAUGAGAACUGGAGGGACUGCUUCGCCUCCCUCUGUUUCUCCCCCAUCAUUACAGUGCAGAAAGACUUGUGGGGGGGGGGGUCUCUAAACGGCUUCCCCGGGCAGGACUCUCAGCCUUUUACAGCAUCUGCAAACGGUCUUAUUUAUUCCACUUACCUGUGUGUGGUUGAAGGCAGUUCUGUAUUCUAACAUCCUGUGUACUCAACCUUUUUUUGUUUUUUUAAAAGAAUCCUUCUUUAAAAAUAAAGCUCUUUUUCUGUGGA